AUGGUUUGCUGGGGUCCUGGGGAUUUAAUGGAUAUCGUUGCUCAGUAUUCGGGUAAAUUAUCGAAACUAUUUGGCAAAUCUAGUAGCGGCAGCACCAGAAAGCUUAAAGUAAUAUUCCAUGACUUUCCAGGAGGUGCAGAAGGUUUUGAGCUCAUGUUAAGAUUCUGUUAUGGUAACGGAAAAACUGACAUAACUCCUUCCAAUUUGGUCCUCGCUCAUUGUGCUGCUGAAUUCAUGGAAAUGAAAGAAUCUGUGGCUGGGCUUUCUAAUUUAUCGGCGCAAACUGAAAAAUUGCUCCCGGAGACUAGCUAUUGGACAUGGUCGGACCUUUUGAUUGCCUUGAAGCAGUGCCAGAAUAUAGAGUCAGUCUCAGAUUCUUCAUCGAUGCUAGGAAAAUGUUUGGAUUCACUUGUUGGGAGGCUGGUUUUAGGCUGUGAAGCAAGUCCAUGUCCAUCUACUUGUUCUCCAGACAGUUCUGGGCUUCGGUUUUCAUGCGACUCUAAAAGCACUGAGAGUAUCAAGACAAAUUUCUCUCAUUCAACAUGGUGGUUUGAUGAUCUAGUAUUUUUGAGUCCCCCGAACAUUGAAAAGUUGGUGCAAUCAAUGCUUGUAAGAAAAUUGGACCAAGUUGUGAUAAGUAGGUUUCUGUUGUUCUAUCAAAAGCCAAGUUUUCGACUGCUGCAACUGAGGCAAAGCGUAAAAUUAUACGAUGUGAAUCUCAUUCUGAGAUUUUUGAAAGCGUUCCUAGGACAAGGGAAAACCAGUCUGAUAACUCCUAUUCGAAUGAAGAAAGUUGCCAUCUUGGUAGAUUUGUAUAUAGCAGAAAUAGCCCCUGAUCCUUGUUUGAAACCUUCCAAGUUCAUGGCACUUGCCACCGCACUGCCUGAUUAUGCGAGAGAUUCAUAUGACGAACUCUACCAUGCAAUGGACAUGUAUCUAAAGGUUCACGCUGGAUUGUGUGAAGAAGAGAGGGUGAAGAUAAGUUGGUUUAAUUAUGAGAAGCUUUCAGCUGAGGCUUGCCUACACCUUUCUCGGAACACGAAUUUUCCUUCAAAUUCUGCUGUUCAAGCUCUCAUAUCUCAGCAAUCCAAGCUCAGUAACUUGCUCCAGGGUACUCCAACUACUCCAGUCAAGUUCUUCUUUCACGAUUCGCCUGGUAGUUCCAGUGAUGCUGGUAAAAAGGGAAGGAAAGGCAAAACCAGCGAGCAGGUUGUGCUGUAUUCUGGGAAAUUUGAUGUUUCAGCUGAUAAUGAGAACCUCAGAGCACAUUUGCAAGGAAUGCAAUGGAGAGUUAUGGAACUGGAGAUCUGUAAGAAGAUGCAAACCCAGAUGGCAAAAAUAUCAAAAUCAAGAGCAUCCGGGAACAGUUACGCACUAUCCUUGCCCAAGCUCUGUUCGUGACAGAGAUUUUGGGGAUCGAAUUGUUCUUCUAACUCAAAAUAUGCAAUUUGUACAGCAGAGAAAUGAAG
Molecule: messenger RNA, 1469 nt
Organism: Neltuma alba
Lineage: Eukaryota; Viridiplantae; Streptophyta; Magnoliopsida; Fabales; Fabaceae
Product: BTB/POZ domain-containing protein At3g19850-like
Source: RefSeq, a predicted model, not a curated record